Molecule: messenger RNA, 3111 nt
Organism: Lindgomyces ingoldianus
Lineage: Eukaryota; Fungi; Ascomycota; Dothideomycetes; Pleosporales; Lindgomycetaceae
Exons: 2
Coding region: 1-3111 (1036 amino acids)
Biological process (GO): nuclear-transcribed mRNA catabolic process, nonsense-mediated decay; deadenylation-dependent decapping of nuclear-transcribed mRNA
Cellular component (GO): cytoplasm; P-body
Molecular function (GO): manganese ion binding; 5'-(N(7)-methylguanosine 5'-triphospho)-[mRNA] hydrolase activity; RNA binding
Source: RefSeq, a predicted model, not a curated record
AUGCGGCUAGUUGACUGGCUGGACGACCUCUGCGUGCGCUUCAUUAUCAACCUGCCGCACGAAGAACUGCAGUCGGUGGAGCGCAUCUGCUUCCAGAUUGAGGAGGCACAAUGGUUCUACGAGGACUUCAUCCGCCCGCUGGACCCCAGUCUGCCAUCGAUGAACCUGCGCAAAUUCGCCAUGCUCAUGUUCCAGCACUGUCCGCUGUCGUCGGCCUACUCGGAGCUGCACCACUCCCAGGCCUACGAGGAUUUCCUCGCGUACAAGACCCGCGUGCCGGUCCGCGGCGCCAUCAUGCUGAACCAGGAUAUGACACAGGCGGUGCUGGUCAAGGGGUGGAAGAAGGGCGCCAAGUGGAGCUUCCCGCGGGGGAAGAUAAACAAGGGCGAGGCGGACUUGGACUGCGCGGUGAGGGAGGUCUAUGAGGAGACCGGCUUUGAUCUGAAGCAACACGAGGGCCUGGUGGGCACCGAAGCGGAUACGAAGAGCAUCACCGUGGCCAUGCGGGAACAGCACAUGAAGUUGUACGUGUUCCGCGGCGUACCCAUGGAUGCGCACUUUGAGCCGCGCACGAGGAAGGAGAUUUCGAAAAUCGCAUGGUACAAGCUCGGCGAUUUACCCACCCUCAAGCGCAAGAACCAGGCACAGCAGGGAAACGGUGCCGAUCUGCUCAAGGACAACAUGUUUUAUAUGGUGGCGCCCUUUUUGGGCCCGCUGAAGGGCUGGAUCAAGCUGCAACACAAGCUUGAUAAGCAGAGGGCGAAGGCCGGCGCGACUCUGGCCCCUCCAGUUCCUGCCGGCGAGACGGACUUGGAGGAGGCCGAAGUCAAUGACAAUGCCCAGGGCGAGACGACCGCAGAUGAAGCAACUAUUGCACAACCAGAGACCGCUGACACGACCUUCGCUGACCUUGUGGCCCAGCUUGGCAGAGGCCACCGCUCAAGUGAUGCCCUGCCCGAGGUCUCUGCCCAGCCGCAACCGCCGCAGAUACUGGAUCCUGCUGCAGAGCUCAAGCGACUGCUGAGCGUAGGAGCUGCUGCACUGCCUCUCCAAACACCGCCUGUGGAAGCACCCGCGCCAGUUCAGGAUCAGCAAUCCCACCCCCUCCUCGCCAUGAUUCAGCGCAGCAAACCUACUGGGCUCCCCCCUCCAAGAACUCCGCUCGACCAGAUCAUGUCCCCCCCGCCAGUACCCCACAGUCCGCACGGCCAACACCAUCCCCGCCCCACCCCCCCUCACCCCGACCAUAUGCCUCCUCCGCCAGCAUUCCAAUUCCCACUCCAGCAGAAUCUGCCCUACCGAGGACCCCAACCUCCCCAUGUGCCUCCCCAUAUGCCCCCCCAACAUCCCAAUGCCCCGCCUAUGCAGAUACCGCGACAGUUUAUGCCUCCCCCGCCUCGCCACCCAAACCCCGUCUUUCAGGCCCACGCGCCGAAUAUCCAGCAAGCGUUUAGCCAGCAGGCACCGCGGCCGUACCAACGAACUGGAGAUCCUCAAUUUGCCCAAUCCCCGCAGUUUCCUGGUUUGCAUGGCCCUGCUAUCCCGCCUGCCUCAAAGUUGCCUCCACCAAAGCUCACCGCCCAUGCGUUGGGAUUGCUGAAUGCAUUCAAAAGCCACGAGAAACCCACGCCGCCAACACCCCAACAUCCCUCUCAUCCUGCGCCAAGCUCUCAGGCCACGCCGAGAAUGCAACAGCUGCCCGCUCUGCACCCUACCGUUGAUCCGUUCUCGUCACCGCGAGCCCCGCCGAGUGCGAAUCUGUAUGCACCAAGCCCACCACCCUUCAGGUCUCCGCCGCCUAGCGCCAACUUUCAGCCUGCUCAACCGAAACCCAGGAGUGCUCACCAGGACAACUUGCUCAAUCUCUUCCGCUCGCCUUCCGUAUCUGCCGCUACCCCUCCUCCACCGAAGAUUGAGGCUCAGCCCGUGGAACUGUCAGCCCACCCAACUCCCGGUGUUAUACGAUUACAACCAGCAUCACAUGACGCCGCACCACCACGACCUGACCUGACCAUCAAGCCUAACCUACUUGAGGCAUUUGGGCAGCGGCCACGGAAGCCAAGCUUGACCUCUGCGACGAUCAGCGGACCGCUCAACGCCCCCGACUUUGAAACUGUCAAGAAGAGUUCGCUUCUCCAUGAUAUCAAUGGCCAUGGCCAUCAUGGUCACGGCCAUGAACGAGGGAUCUCGCCUGGCGGGCGAAAGAGUGUGGAGCAGAAGACGUUCAUUCCAAUGCAGAUUUUGAAGCGAGAGCACCCAAUACCAAGCAACAAGCCCAGUCCUACUGAAGUUGCCGAAGACCGUGCCCGGAUUAGUCCGAGGACUAUAUCCAAUGAGACCACUCCACAAACAACCGCCUUCAAGCCGCAGAUCCUCCGUCGACCUCAGCAGAACGCGUCUCCAGUUCCAGCAUCAGCACUGGGUCCUGCUCCCCUCCUACAUGCUGGAAUCGGCGUAGGCGGUAGCUAUGUAGCUCCGCCAAUUGCUCCAGCAGCCCUGACACGCUUUCCGGCCGCACCUGGAGCGCAUGGCGCCUUCGACCGAAGAGAGACAUUGCCUUCAGAACAAAAGAGCGCAUUACUCUCUCUCUUCGGAAAACCAUCGCAAGUCAAAUCGCCCUCCCCCUCCCCCCUUCCAGUUGUUGGUCCAGCCCACGAACCCCCUCCUGCAUCUACUAGCCUACCAACCCUACCAUCCAAAUCUCCCUUUCCCAGAAGUCCCCAACCGCCAACGCCAAAGACAAUGAUGUCCGGCGUAAUCUCCCCGGUAAGCCCGCUCCCCGAAAAAGGAAGCCAGCAAAACAGCCCCGCGAACCUUGCCUCCCGAUCCCGGAUAUCGUCGAUUGGCGAGACAAUGCCCCCCACCAUCGUCAUCCCGCAGAAUGGCCCUGGUCCGACGAGUCACCCAAGUACCUCAGUAAGCCAGAAAAAUGGGUUUGGUAGUGCCGGCGUGGGUGUCUGUGUGGAAAGGGAGGAAGGGUAUAUUAGCGCUGAGUCUGUUGGAGCGGGUCUCGUAGACAAAGGGAAAGGGAAGAAGGAUGAGGGCAAGAGCCCAGUGGAUAAGACGUUUUUGCUGGGAUUUUUGGAGGAUGUGGCUAGGAGAGGACGGUAA